This is a messenger RNA of Lepidothrix coronata (blue-crowned manakin), 1379 nucleotides long. It is a transcript of the gene ATP6V1D, whose product is annotated as ATPase H+ transporting V1 subunit D. Gene Ontology annotation, cellular component: proton-transporting V-type ATPase complex. Bases 16 to 651 code for a protein of 211 amino acids. Gene Ontology annotation, molecular function: proton-transporting ATPase activity, rotational mechanism. NCBI's taxonomy places the organism in Eukaryota, Metazoa, Chordata, Aves, Passeriformes, Pipridae. The record is from RefSeq and is a predicted model, not a curated record. The transcript is spliced from 7 exons.
CCUGGAAAAGGAGUAAUGAUAUGCCUUGUAUUUGCUGCCUUUUUUUUUUUUAAUUUUUUUAAACAGACUAAGAUGCUGAUGGGUGAGGUGAUGAGAGAAGCUGCCUUUUCACUUGCUGAGGCAAAGUUUACAGCAGGAGACUUCAGUACCACUGUGAUCCAAAAUGUGAACAAAGCACAAGUCAAGAUCAGAGCUAAGAAAGACAAUGUAGCAGGUGUAACCUUGCCAGUUUUUGAGCAUUACCAGGAAGGAGGGGACAGCUAUGAGCUGACUGGCUUGGCCAGAGGUGGAGAACAGUUAGCUAAGCUGAAGAGGAACUAUGCCAAAGCUGUGGAGCUGCUUGUGGAACUGGCCUCCUUACAGACAUCCUUUAUUACUUUGGAUGAAGCCAUUAAAAUAACAAACAGACGUGUGAAUGCAAUUGAACAUGUGAUUAUUCCCAGGAUCGAGCGUACUCUUUCUUACAUCAUCACAGAACUGGAUGAACGAGAACGAGAGGAGUUCUACAGGCUAAAGAAGAUCCAGGAAAAGAAAAAAGUAUUGAAAGAAAAAUCUGAUCAAGAACGGGAGCUGCGGAGGGCUGCUGGUGGGGAAACUGAACCAGCCAAUCUCUUAGCAGAGGAGAAGGAUGAAGACCUUCUCUUUGAAUAACCCUGCACAGUUGCUGUGUAUGGAGCAGGGGGCCCAGAAUACAGAAUGUCCAAUUACAAUAUAAUUCAAGACAUGUUGCCUACAAGAUACUUAUGUGGCUUCUCAUUUGGUGUCCAAGUCUUGAGUUGAAUGGAUUGUGGAUUUCUCCUGGGAGAUUAGAAAUCUGGGAACUUGACUAUAGCAUAGGAAGAAAAGGAGAAAUGUGUCAGAUGCUUUACUAUCAUCCAGGCAAGCCUUCUGUGGUCAGCCUGUUUCUUCACUUAGUAACAAUGACUUUUGAUAGCUAUAUAUUUUGCAGGAUGGUGCUGGAUUUGCCUAAUCAGAUUCCUCUUAAAUUGCUCCCCUUCCUCAUACAAGAGGAGGAAAAUGUCGCUUAGGGUGGGAGAUGCAUGUAAUAUUCUUUACUGCUGAGCUAUUAAUGUUCAAGUUGCUUAAAGCCAGUAUUGGCACAGCUGAAGUCAAAUGCCAGUAAAGGAAACUCAGUUUUCUAACCUGUUGAUGAAAUCCACAGUCUUCUGUUAUAUAUUUUUGUUGCACGAUUGCUACCAUUGGCCUAAAACAUCUACGUUUUUAAUUAGAGGUUCUGCCAACUAGUGUACUGUCUGUGCUAGAAACAAGUGUAAAUUUUAAAUGUUAAAAUACCCGGCGUCUGGCUCAAGUUGCUAGAAGAUGGUGGUCUUAAAAGCUUGUUGUGUUGAUUUCAAAAUAAAACUUCUGCUCAGUUUGAA